This is a messenger RNA of Cylas formicarius (sweet potato weevil), 874 nucleotides long. RefSeq names its product androgen-induced gene 1 protein-like. Lineage: Eukaryota; Metazoa; Arthropoda; Insecta; Coleoptera; Brentidae. The coding region runs from base 137 to 829 and encodes 230 amino acids. The transcript is spliced from 3 exons. The record is from RefSeq and is a predicted model, not a curated record. Gene Ontology annotation, cellular component: endomembrane system; membrane.
CCUUGUAAUUAUUUCACAUUUACUAAAAAAACGUACUGGCAAUUUAUCACUCCAGUCGCAGAUAACGCGGAUAUCUAAUUACUUAGUGUUACAAAUAUUUACAGUUUGUAUUAAGUUCUCGUAAAACAGAGCAGGAAUGAGUUUGCUAAAAAACAUUUUCCAUGUGGUAGCCCUAGCGCAUCAUUUGUUCAGCUUAUUUUACAUAUUCUGUUACUUAGAGCUGCCGUUAGAACUCAGUAAAACUAAACAGAUUCUGGGAAAAAUCGAAAACUUUAAGUAUUUGACCAACUGGGAUGUGAUACUCCAGACUCUAUACUUUAUACUGUGCAUGAUCUGUGAUGUGAGUUCAGAUCCUCGUACAUCUGGAAAAUGUUCAAGGGCGAAACAACUUAGAGAAUUGGUACUAUCUUCUUUGGUUGUGCCUGUAUCACUCUUUGUGGGAGUUACCUUUUGGGGCUUGUAUAUCAUUAAUAGAGAACUAGUAUUUCCAGCAGCUAUAGAUCCAUACUUCCCAGUCUGGCUAAAUCACAUGGUGCACACAAAUGUAGUAAUUUUUUCAAUGACAGAACUGCUAACAAGUUAUCAAGAAUAUCCACCGAGAAGUAAAGGAAUUCGUAUAUGUCAAAUUUUCACUCUGACAUACAUAUUGUGGAGCUGUAUUUUGCAAUAUUAUACUGGAUAUUGGGUAUAUCCCAUUUUGCAAGUUUUAAAUUGGCCUCUUAGGAUUGCAUUUUUUUUUACAAACGUCCUGACAAUGUCAUUGCUUUACAUUAUUGGAGAGAAAAUAAAUUAUAUUAGGAGGCCACAAACUACUACAAAGAAAAAUUAAACUAAAAAAAACUGGUAAUUGUUUAUGAAAUUUUUGUUUUGAAUA